Serpula lacrymans var. lacrymans S7.9 is the source of this 396-nucleotide messenger RNA. RefSeq lists its product as uncharacterized. The coding region runs from base 1 to 396 and encodes 131 amino acids. The record is from RefSeq and is a predicted model, not a curated record. NCBI's taxonomy places the organism in Eukaryota, Fungi, Basidiomycota, Agaricomycetes, Boletales, Serpulaceae. The transcript is spliced from 4 exons.
AUGUUCAACUCAGGAGAGUGGGCGCACUCUGUUAACUCCCUGUUGACCUCUGUUACGUCCACCAAUGACUACCUGGACGAGUCUUUGGCUUCUAUUGUGGCGCGCUCUACAUCCAGCUCGUUGCCAAGUCCCAAAGUCUUUGCUCUCAGCAAGGCUAUCUUAGGUGUAGGCACAACAUCUUCAGUACGCUUCCUGACUCCCUUAUCCGAUCUUGAUGACAUCCUGCCUCAUUCUCAACCACCAUCACCAUUAUUACCACCAAUUGUCCUCCCUGAAAUGUAUGUGGUUAGCAUGACAUUCCAGAAUAUGGCUGAAGGCAAUCGCCAAUACCCUGCACCACGGGAUCCUGGCGCUAACUAUGAGUGGACCGAAUCAGGAAGAGAAAGGGCUAGUUGA